This is a messenger RNA of Carassius carassius (crucian carp), 767 nucleotides long. Its product is annotated as thymosin beta-11-like. Gene Ontology annotation, cellular component: cytoplasm. The record is from RefSeq and is a predicted model, not a curated record. Bases 171 to 305 code for a protein of 44 amino acids. NCBI's taxonomy places the organism in Eukaryota, Metazoa, Chordata, Actinopteri, Cypriniformes, Cyprinidae. The transcript has 3 exons. Gene Ontology annotation, biological process: regulation of cell migration; actin filament organization. Gene Ontology annotation, molecular function: actin monomer binding.
UAUUUAUAGGGGCUCCGCGAAGUAAGCACGCGUCUAACGGGCCGGUGACGUCAGUCACGUGAUUUGCAUAUCUCUGUGUAUAAAUGCAGUGAUUCUGCGCUUUUCCCUUCACUGCUGCACCCGCUGAGAACAAACACUUUGACUAGCACACUCUCUGACCCUCUGCAAACAUGUCUGACAAGCCAAAUCUCGAGGAAGUGACCAACUUUGACAAGACCAAGCUGAAGAAAACGGAAACCCAGGAGAAAAAUCCUUUGCCGUCUAAAGAAACCAUCGAACAGGAGAAACAGGCGGGUUCCUCGUGAAACUCGCGCUGCACACUUCUAUGCACUGUACAUUCCACAUUGCCUUUUUCACGUCUUCUCGCUGUUUAACUUUUAACGGAAAUGUAUGACCUAAGUCGCAUUAUGAUUGGACAACCAAAAAAUGCAGACGUUCGUACAAGCCCUAUGUUUCUUUGCCCACAUACUCCCCUUUUUUGUAAACCGCACCACUGAUAUUCUCAUGAAGUUUGUUGAUAUGGAGGAGGAGGAGGCGGAGCCUGGCGUGAAGCCUCACAGUUUCACUGCUGUGAGAAGUGGUGAGGGGGCGGGGCUAAGAGUUUGAGUGACGCGUAACAGAGACUCGCUCUUGUAACAUCUCUUGUGACUUUGGUUGACUUGCUCAAAUGCUUUAAAGUCAUGCAGUGUUUUUGUUUUUUUUGUAUGUUGACGUCUUGGAAUGCACAAUUUUUGUUUUGUAAUGCAAAUAAAAUUCUGUAAUAUUCA